Molecule: messenger RNA, 1785 nt
Organism: Pantherophis guttatus
Lineage: Eukaryota; Metazoa; Chordata; Lepidosauria; Squamata; Colubridae
Gene: TOR2A
Product: torsin family 2 member A
Cellular component (GO): endoplasmic reticulum lumen; nuclear envelope
Molecular function (GO): ATP hydrolysis activity; ATP binding
Source: RefSeq, a predicted model, not a curated record
UUCAUUCGCUUCCCUCCUGCGAGCACGAGCCUGGCCGCGGGGCAGGCCGGGAAUUGGGGCCGCCGCACGAGGGUUCGCGGGAGCGCGCUUCCCGACCCUCUCGCGGGCGGAGAGCCAGCAUGGAGAGGGGCGGGGGCGCCUUCGCGGGAACGCGGCUGCCGUUCUUAUUGCUGCUGCUGCUGCUGCCUCUGCCGGGGUUGAUGCUCUCGGGCGCCCUCUGGAGGCCGAGCGCCUGGCAUUGCAGCCUCUCGGCGACCUGCGAAUGCGAGUUCUUGCCGGAUCUAACGGGUCUCGAGUGCGAGUUAGCCCUGAGCCUCGUCGGACAGCCUCUGGCCAGGCAGCUGGUCCUCCAAGGCCUGAAGAGCUUCGUGCAGGACCCUGAGCCCGCCAAGCCCCUGGUCUUGUCCUUCCACGGCUCGACGGGCACCGGGAAAACCUACUUGACUUCCCUACUGGCCCGGCAUCUCUUCCGGACGCCUUACGUCCACCGCUUCUCCCCGCUGAUUCAUUUUCCCCACGCUGACCACCUCCAGCAAUACAAGGACGAUCUCAGAAACUGGAUCCAGGGAAAUCUCACUCGGUGUAGCCGAUCCCUUUUCCUCUUCGACGAGAUGGACGACCUGCAGCCUGGCUUGAUGGACGUCGUCGCCCCCUUCCUGGGAUCUUCCUGGGUGGUUUUCGGAACCAAUUAUCGGAAAGCCAUCUUCGUCUUUAUCAGCAAUACGGGAGCGGACCAGAUUAACCGGAUGGCUUUGGAGCUCUGGCGAGACCGCAGAGACCGCGAGGAAAUCAGCCGCCGGGACCUGGAAGCGUCUAUUUUGGAGGCCAUUUCUAAAGACCCCCAAAACGGAUUCUGGCGAUCCGGGAUCCUUGAGCAAAACCUGAUCGACAUCUUCGUGCCCUUCCUCCCCCUGCGACAACAUCACGUGAAGCAGUGCGUGGUCAACGAGAUGGCCGGCCAGGGUCUCACCCCUAGCCCGGACGUCGUAGACGGCGUGGCCGACAGCUUUUCCUACUUCCCCGAGGAGGAAAAAAUCUUCUCUUCCACCGGAUGCAAAACUGUGUCUUCCCGCAUCCCGUUUUUCCUAUGACGCCUUUUUUGGGCAGGCGUUUUCGGUCCGGAAUGGAGUUUUUACGGUUUUCGUCCAAGCUUUUGCGGGUCGCGAAAAAGUCAGCUGAACUGAAAGACUUAAGGGUACGGGGCCUUUCGAAAAAAGCAAAGAAUAACGUUUGGCUUGAUCAAACAUUUUCCUUCUCCUUACAAGUCAGCCGGAAUCUGGAUUAUUUUAUUUUUUUUGAACUCAAAAAGAAAAGGGAAAAAAAAGAAGAUUGUGUGAUGCAUUAUGUGGGGGAUCUCGUCCGCUUUCAAAACACUUUUUCUCGGAGGUUUUACAGGUUUACCGCAGUUGAAUUAAUUCGUUUUUCUGGGGAUUCUUAAAAUCCUACCUCUCAAGUCAAGGAUUAUUCUGUGAUUUUAUUUUUUUUUAAAAAAAAAUCCAAUAAGAUGUAUUUUACAAUUCUAAUUCAGGGACUUUUUUUGCAGGGAAUUCCCCGCGGUGUCAACUUGAUGGACGGAGAUGCGGGUUGUUGCUAAAAGGUUACACCAACACGCAGCUACUUUUAAAAACACAUCAACAACGAGAGAUUGUUUUUCUCGGCGGUUUCAAGAAUGCACCAGCCAGAAAUAAUCUUUUUUCUCUCUCUUCUUUUUUUUCUAUCCCUUUUGGUGCAGAGAGCAACUUGAACAGUUAAAAGAGUCGGAAAAAUAUAUUGAAAUCCGCUCUG